AUGGAGUACAAGACUAGGCAGUGGCACGAGAAGUGCUUCUGCUGUGUGGUGUGCAAGAACCCCAUCGGAACCAAGAGCUUCAUCCCGCGUGAACAGGAGAUUUACUGCGCUGGUUGCUACGAGGACAAGUUCGCUACACGCUGCGUCAAGUGUAACAAGAUCAUAACGCAAGGUGGCGUAACCUACAAGAACGAGCCAUGGCACCGCGAGUGUUUCACCUGUACCAACUGUGACAAUUCGUUGGCCGGACAACGCUUCACUUCAAAGGAUGAGAAACCCUACUGCGCUGAGUGCUUUGGAGAACUCUUCGCUAAGCGAUGCACAUCUUGCACCAAGCCUAUCACUGGAAUUGGCGGCACCCGAUUCAUCUCAUUCGAGGACCGACACUGGCACAACGAUUGCUUCAUCUGCGCACAAUGCAAGACCUCUCUCGUGGGCAAGGGCUUCAUCACCGACGGACCUGACAUAAUCUGCCCAGAGUGCGCCAAACAGAAGCUCAUCGACAAUACCGUCCUGCCCCUAGUCGCAAACGCGCGAGAGUGGAUCGCGUCCGAUUCGGGACCUAUACCCGGCAACUUCUUUGGCCUGACUAAGACCUACUUCCGUAAGGUCAACCCAAAGUCUCGUUACGCGAAAUGA
Pieris macdunnoughi is the source of this 639-nucleotide messenger RNA. The record is from the annotation of a GenBank genome assembly. NCBI's taxonomy places the organism in Eukaryota, Metazoa, Arthropoda, Insecta, Lepidoptera, Pieridae.